Molecule: messenger RNA, 546 nt
Organism: Echinostoma caproni
Lineage: Eukaryota; Metazoa; Platyhelminthes; Trematoda; Plagiorchiida; Echinostomatidae
Source: the annotation of a GenBank genome assembly
AUGUGUGAGAUGUACGUGGUUAUGACCCCAAUCAAUUUCGACAACAUGAAAACAAUACGCUUUGAACGUACAAAUCAUGUUGAUCAGUCUCGUGUGCAUCAUGUGGCCGGCGGACAACACACGGGGAUAAUCGUAAAUCAGGAAUGCAAAGGAGACGGUCUGGCUCCUGAGGUCCCCGAAAUGCAAUUGGAAUUUACUUGCGUCAUGUACAAUAGUCGUACAACUGAGACACAUGCGGAGAACCGUCGCCUAAAGUUCUGGUUCACGAAAAGUACACAACAGUUUGAUCGGCUAGAUGAGUCGUAUGCCUUCUUCCGCGAGCUUAUCAAUCCAGAUGCAUUUCCUCGAGACUAUGCUGGCUUCAUAAAAAAGGUGCUGAAACAACUUCACGGACCGAGCUACCUACGUUUGCGUCGAGUCGAUUUGGACAUUAUACCGCUAGACAAGCAUGCUCAAGAUGCUUUGGUACCGGUGCAUAUUGUCGGUUUCGGUCACAAUCGGGCCAAAUUGCAUUGUUUGUCUGUGGCUGAUUCGGUCAAUUUAUGA